Cercocebus atys (sooty mangabey) is the source of this 1347-nucleotide messenger RNA. It is a transcript of the gene MAGEB17, whose product is annotated as melanoma-associated antigen B17. The transcript has 2 exons. Lineage: Eukaryota; Metazoa; Chordata; Mammalia; Primates; Cercopithecidae. Bases 115 to 1347 code for a protein of 410 amino acids. Gene Ontology annotation, cellular component: nucleus. The record is from RefSeq and is a predicted model, not a curated record. Gene Ontology annotation, biological process: negative regulation of transcription by RNA polymerase II.
CUAACGAGGGUAGUGACUCUGUCUAAAGGCAAAAGCACAGUUCAGCUGAGGGAGGAGAACUGGACACUCACUGGAGUCCCGGAGAGGACACUGAGUACACUGGAGAGGACUUCUAUGCAAAAAGGGGCCCUAAGCAGAGCCCCGCCCCUGGGCGACCCCGCAGGGACUUGGUUGGAUGGGGCUCACUCCGACUUCCGCCCGCCAGGGAAGCUGCCGGAAGGUGAAGAUCUUCAUCUGAGGGACGCCACCUCAGGCUACCAGAACCCCAGGACUGGUUGGGUAUCAAGGUGCCCACCUCCUGCACCCUCUUGCCUGCUGCCCCUGAGCACAGUCAUCAUGCCUCGCGGUCAGGAGAGUAAGCGCCGUGCCCGUGAAAAACGCCGCCAGGCUCGAGGUGAAGACCGAUGUCUCAGGGGUGCUCAAGCCACCGCAGCAGAGAAGGAAAAGCUGCCAUCCUCCUCCUCGCCUGCAUGCCAGAGUGCUCCCCAGAGCUUCCCCGCUGCAGGCAUUCCUCAGGAGUCCCAGAGAGCCAGCUACCCCAGCUCUCCUGCUGCAGCUGUGUCACUCACAAGUUCUGAGGAAGGUGCCAAGGGCCAAAAGGGGGGAAGUCCCAACUCCUUCCAUGGCCCGUCCUCCUCUGAGAGCACAGGAAGAGAUCUUCUGAACAGGAAGACGGGCGAAUUGGUGCAGUUCCUGCUCAACAAGUAUAUAAGGAAAGAGCCCAUUACGAGGGAAGCCAUGCUGAAGGUUAUCAACAGAACAUACAAGCAGCACUUCCCUGAGAUCCUCCGGAGAAGCGCUGAGAACGUAGAGGUGGUCUUUGGCCUCUACCUGAAGGAAAUGGACCCCAGCCGUCAGUCCUAUGUGCUUGUCAGCAAGCUGGACUUUCCCGAUCAAGGAAGCUUGGGCGAUGAUGGGGGUUUUCCCCAGAGCGGGCUCCUGAUGGUUCUCCUGAGCACCAUCUUCAUGCAUGGCAACCGUGCCACUGAGGAAGAGAUGUGGGAAUGCCUGAAUGCAUUGGGGAUGUAUAAGGGUAGGAAGCACUUCAUCUACGGGGAGCCCCAGGAGCUUGUCACCAAAGAUUUGGUGCGAGAGGGGUACCUGGAGUACCGGCAGGUGCCCAGCAGUGAUCCUCCACGCUGUGAGUUCCUGUGGGGUCCCAGGGCCCAUGCUGAAACCAGCAAAAUGCAAGUCCUGGAGUUUGUGGCCAAGCUCAAUGAUACCGUUGCCAGUACCUACAAGUCCCAGUACGAGGAGGCUCUGAGAGAGGAGGAAGAACAAGCCAGAGCCAGAGCAGCAGCCAGGGCUAGCGCCAGGGCCAGGGUUAGCAGGUCCUCUCAGCCGUAG